UGGAGCAAUCCGCAGGGGUUCGAAUCCCCUUCUCAUCAUCAUUUUGGCAUUUGGCCAUUCUAAUAAAUUCUUUUUCUUUCGAUUUUGGAAGUGUUUAACUAAUCAUCGCUUAUAAGGUGAUGUUUCGCGACUCUUCCUAUCUGCUCUUUUGUCCUAAUACAUAAGGCGCAGUUGCUCUAUACAUGCCUGUAUACUCCGUAUAUAGUGCCUGUUAUAGUAAACCUUGUAUGGAGGCUUGUCUCCCAGCCUUAGUCAAUUACUGCGCUAAGAUUACUAUCAUUAUGACCAUCAUGGGUGUGUACUAUUACUCGGCAUAUCGCGAACAUACUCGCCGAUUUGCCGCGAAUAUUCUAGCACAAUCCAUAUCGCUAGGCGAAGCCCGCGUGCAUAAUCUACAGGUACAGGCGACGACGUGCCAAGGCCGCCCCAGAGACCUACGAAUAAUGAGAUGAGCAUGCUAUGAAGAUGCUGGUAAGCCAGCAGGAGGCUUGGAUGGAACGUCAGCCGCAGAGAAACCCCUCCCCAUCGGCAACUACUCCUCCGGUAGCCUGCUUGAUGGCAAUGCGUAAAAAGUCCUGACCCUAAGCCAGGCUAAAUGACUCUUCUUUCGUAGACAAGUUUAUGUUAAUUAGUGGGAAAAAGUCAUCUCAGUCGAAGCCAUGCCUGACCUAGAUCCAGCUCUGUACACAGUAGUAUGGAUUGCUCCUUUACCGAUUGAGGCUGAGGUGGCGCUCCGUAUGAUGGAUAAUAGACACACAGGCCGAUUUCCAAUGAGCCGAGGCGACGACUAUGUUUUCCGGGCCGGCGAUAUCAACGGGCACAACAUAGUCGUUGCGACUCUUCCCGUUGGCCAGGAAUACGGGACGGGCUCGGCGGCAGCUUUGGCGAGCCAGGCUAAGAAGUUCUUCCCUAAUCUCUGGUUUGGGCUACUUGUGGGUGUUGCCGCGGGCCUUCCGAGCUUAUCUCGAGAGCCCCCCCGCGACAUCCGACUUGGCGAUAUUCUGGUAGCGCUCCGCGAAGGCGAUGUCGCGGCCUUAGUAGCAUAUGACUUAGGCAAAGAGAUGACACACAAUGGAUUCGAGCUCCUGCGUCUUGGUCACGCCUUGGCCAAUCCUGACCCCGUUGUCAUGUCUGCUAUUGGCAGUAUCCAGCUUGACGUCAAGCUCAACAAGAGCGCACAGCUCUUCCUCCAAUACUACGAGUCAAUGAAGAAUGAGGAUAAAGACGGCACCUUUCUGGACCCUGGGCAGGAACACGACAUGCUAUACGAGACGGCGGACGACGGAACAGAGAAGCUCGUAACCCGACUGCCGCGCUCGGCCUCUCAGCGAACUAGAGUAUGGUAUGGCCCGAUAGGGUCCGGGGACAAGCUUUUAAAGAAUGCCAGCAAGAGAGAUGAUUUGAGGGACAAAUACAAUAUCAUCGGUCUUGAGAUGGAGGCAGCGGGGACUAUGAAUCGCAUCCCCGUCGGCGUCAUCCGUGGCGUAUGCGACUAUGGGGAUAUGCACAAGAACAAGAGAUGGCAGCCAUAUGCCGCCGCAAUGGCCGCUGCAUAUGCUAAAGCUGUAUUGAAUGAAGUUCGGCCUCGGUCAACGCUGGCAGCUGGCGAUGCGACGCGAACAGCCGAGGUGGGAGCUUCACGAUCAGGCGAACACCUAGGGCAAGCAGGUGAAGCGGGAGGGAUACGAUCAGUCUUCAAUGGCCCAAUCAGUGGUCGGAACGUCUUUGCCGGAAACUCAAUGACAGGAACAACAAUGAACUUCUCAUAAGUGACGAGGGAAAUUUGAUAAGACCGGCUUAUAUAGAUCGAUUAGAACUACCUACCGUAUUGAAGAUCAGGAUCAAGGUACUACUACAACUACUAUUACUAUGAGAAUAACCACCAAAACAAGCAUUUUAAAAAACCCA
Messenger RNA from Xylaria bambusicola, 1908 nucleotides. Its product is annotated as purine and uridine phosphorylase. Gene Ontology annotation, molecular function: catalytic activity. NCBI's taxonomy places the organism in Eukaryota, Fungi, Ascomycota, Sordariomycetes, Xylariales, Xylariaceae. The transcript is spliced from 2 exons. Gene Ontology annotation, biological process: nucleoside metabolic process. The record is from RefSeq and is a predicted model, not a curated record. The coding region runs from base 660 to 1769 and encodes 369 amino acids.